AUGGGCCCUUGUGGCUUUACAGACAAUGCAGAAUUGGAAAGGGUUGCUGAUGAAGAAGAGAUAAAGGUUGCUUAUAGACGCUUGGUCAAAUAUUAUCAUCCAGAUGUCUAUGAUGGCAGAGGAACUCUAGAGGAAGGAGAAACAGCUGAAGCUAGAUUCAUCAAGAUUCAAGCUGCAUACGAGUUGCUAAUGGAUGACGAGAAGCGAAGACAAUACGAUAUGGAUAACAGAGUCAAUCCGAUGAAGGCCUCACAAGCAUGGAUGGAGUGGCUUAUGAAAAAACGAAAAGCUUUUGAUCAACGGGGUGAUAUGGCCAUCUUGGCUUGGGCUGAGCAGCAGCAGCGAGAGAUGAAUAUCCGCGUACGUCGUCUUUCCCGUACGAAGACUGACCCAGACGAAGAGAGAAGAAUUCUGGCAAAAGAGAAAAAGGCAUCCACAGAAUAUUUUUCAAGUACACUGAAGCGUCACACACUUGUAUUGAAGAAAAGGGACUUGAAGCGAAAGAAAGCAGAGGAGGAAAAGAAAAGGUCCAUUAGCCAACUUUUAGCUGCAGAAGGGCUUGAGCUGGACACAGAUGCUGAUGAAGCACUGUAG
Molecule: messenger RNA, 594 nt
Organism: Dovyalis caffra
Lineage: Eukaryota; Viridiplantae; Streptophyta; Magnoliopsida; Malpighiales; Salicaceae
Source: the annotation of a GenBank genome assembly